UACACAAAACCUUGUGCAGAGCUUCCUUCCCAGCUGUGCAAGAAUGGAAACUGAAGCUUUCGAAGAGGAAUUAACUUGUGCUGUGUGUCUCCAUGUGUACCAGGACCCCGUCAUACUGCCCUGUCAGCACAGUUUCUGCUUGAACUGUAUCAACAAUACUUGGAAAGAUGUAAACAUUGAGUCGGGUGUCAGCUGUCCUCAAUGCCGCAGGACAUUCAAACCUAAGCCCCAACUGCAGAAAAACUUCACUUUGCGCAAUAUCGUGGAGAAAUACCACCAGUCCCAAGUUACUGCUGCUGAAUCUGCCCCUGUCAUGUGUGAGUACUGCAUGGAGAAUCCAUCUCCAGCUGUGAAGACCUGUCUCAAAUGCGACACCUCAUUUUGUUCCCUUCAUUUAAAGCCACAUUUGAUAAAGAAAACUUACCAGGAUCACAUCCUGAUCGAGCCUCUAGGCGACCUUACGAAGAAACAAUGUCUGGAUCAUAAGAAGAUUCUUGAGUUUUACUGCGAGCAGGAUGAACAGUGUGUGUGUAUAUCUUGUACAGUGAUAGGGAAACACAAAUCUCACACUCUCCUGAGCCUGGAUCAGGCAGAAGCUAAAGUCAAGGACAAAUUGAAGAAAGAAAGGGGGGAUCUUCGUGAAGUUCAGAACAAAUUUUCAACUGAUCAAGAAGACUUGAAGAAAGCAGAAGAUGAAGUAAAGACACGCUCCAAUGAGCUGAGAGAACAGCUAUCGACAAAGUUCUCUGAAUGGAGGAAGCAACUGGAAGAAGAUGAGACAUAUGCCAUUAAACUGAUUAACGAUGAGGAGAAUCGAGUGCUCUCUGACAUUAGGAGCAAAGCAACAUCACUGGAAGAAAAGCUAGAACAGAUUAAAUUAAUACAUAUUGAAACAGAGAAACAACUGAAAAUGGACUGCCUUUCCUUUCUUCAGGAAUCUAAACAACUCCUUUCCAGAAUUUCACAGAUGAAAAGUGACAUGGGAGCAGUGGAUAAUUACAAAACAUCAAGUCAGUGGGAAAUAUUCAGUCUCUCACCUAACCAGUGUUAUGGGAAAAAGUAUCAUCGCGUUAACAAGCCUUUUUUGAAUCGAACCAUGAAGGAUUAUGCACAAUACCAGCAAUCCUCAAGACCUGUUGGCACUCAGAAAAUGACUCUGAACCUGUCUAAUAUUUACCAAUCUAUGUGGCAGAGGAUGAACCAAGCUCAGAUGUACCAGUCAGCAGUGCUGAACAUUAUAAGUUCAAUUCCAGAUGGCUUAGCAUGUGACUAAACCUCAAGCUGUGGAGAAGUCACUGAGAGGAUGCCACAAGAUUACAUGUGUCAAGCAUCAAGCAUAAUUACUUUUAAAGCAAAUACUAUCUUCUUUACUGGGAAGCAUAUGCUGGCUGACUUACUCCUUCUGCCACUUAUUGAUUAUUUCAAAAGAAAGGUUUGGUGAAUUGAUUAUCACAUUGCCUUUCAAGUUCACUGGUUGGUUCCCUAUGCUUACAUUAUGUUAAGGUAGUAAUAGGGAUUUCUGAUCAAGCUCUCGAAAUGCUGCAUUAACAGCUACCAUGGGUUUUCUGGCUCUUUUGGAACAAGCAAUCGCAUAUCUACUGCUGAAAAUUAGAAAAUAUCUGAAUAUAUAUUCAAGAUUAUUUUGCUAAUCUCUUCCUUCUCAAAUGCUGACUUUCUAUUGUUGCUUCCUCUUGUUUCUUAAGCUUUGUAUUAUUUCUUAAAUUAAUCCUGUUUCCUGGUCUCACCUAGCAUUUGAUCACUCUGAGGAUUGGAAAAUCUCCAGAAACCUCAAACUGGCAUCAUCUUUCUGCUUCUAUGGUGUUUCUGAAAGAAUCCAUCUUCUGUAUCCUAUGUCAAAUGUCUUGUGCACCAUUGUAAGAUGGUCCAAAGACAUCCAUCUUUAGGUAAAGAUCUUAGGUUUCUGGAGUAAUUCCUCAAAGUUCAACAUUCUAAUACUGACAAUAACCUUGUUGGUUUCCACUUAGUUCUCUUUCAUCUCUGUUUUCACCUGCCACAAUUACUCAAUGGGAAUUGCAGGUUGCCGACCACCAUUCCGAUGACUCUAAUACAGAUCUGCUUUUUAUUCUGUUUAGCCCAGCCUUAUGAAUGUGGUGAGUGAUGUAUCAAGUAAUUCCCCAAUUCAUUUUUUGGCAGGUUUAUCCUGUUCUAUUUUGUAUCAGUCAUUCCUAUUUAAUAGUAAUUGGUUUCCUUUUGAGUUGAUCAAAGUACAGCAGUCAUCCACGUUUUUACAACACAAGUUACCAAUGAAACUUAAAUUUUGUUUUAAGUUGGGACCCACUCUUCAGGGAUCAAAUUGUCAAUCAUGGCCUGAUCUCCAGGUUGGGCUCUCAGUAACACAAAUAUGUUCACAGAGAUCAGAAGAAUUUCCAACAUUACCUAAAUCCUACAGAGGUCUUUCAAUGUUGACAGCCUUGCUGGAGUACACAAAGAUCCUCUGUUUACAAAGCCACCCUCAAAUCCUCAGAUAAACAUGGGCUAUGUUCAAUAUUUCAAUUGGAAACCUUCACUCAAGGUAAACACAGAAGGUAUAUCCUUCCUUCUGCCUUUUCCAGUGUGCGGGACUGAUUUCAAGUUUCUUUUGCUUGAAUCUACUCGUUUCUUUUUGUUUCAUAUUCUCAAGUAAAUCAAGCUGACAAUUUUCAUGGUGAAUAUUCUGUCUGCAACAAAUAAAGUAACUGAAGGAUGAUAUGAGAUAUAACAUGGAAUUGGUGAUUGUAUUGGAAUAACACAUAUCCAAAUGUAUUGAUUUGAUAGAAAUUGCAUUGGCUUUCUGCAGCAAAGACUAUAUCUAUAUUUGAAAUAAAGUUUGAAGUAAGCAA
Molecule: messenger RNA, 2840 nt
Organism: Hemiscyllium ocellatum (epaulette shark)
Lineage: Eukaryota; Metazoa; Chordata; Chondrichthyes; Orectolobiformes; Hemiscylliidae
Product: E3 ubiquitin/ISG15 ligase TRIM25-like
Exons: 8
Coding region: 44-1273 (409 amino acids)
Molecular function (GO): zinc ion binding
Source: RefSeq, a predicted model, not a curated record